AGGAUUUAUAUGUAGCUCUCUGGGGUCCAAAGGCCACCUGUCAAGACAAAAGUCUUGUGUUUACAUUUCGCCACGAGCAGCUUAACUAUAGGAGUGGCUCCCUCUAUUGACUUAAGGAAGUGUACCUAGUGAGCCUUGCAAGCACCUAGAGACAAGUCUUAAAUGUGACCGCUGCGACUGAUCCCUCCUCCUGUCCUCACAGACCCUGGAUCUUGCCUAGAAAACUACAAUUCCCAAGAUGCAGUGGUGCAGGUGGGCAGGCAACUGGAAAUCACACCUGCCAGGAAAGUUUCAACUGUUAUUGACGCAGCUAACAACUUACACAGUAGAGAACCAGUUAUAUCGCUGCUGCAGGGCGUCUCAGCCUGGCCCUAGUAUAGUGUUGUCGCUCAGACUCUCCCUGUGUUGACCCCUCACCAUGCAGUCCUCUGGGCCGGAGCAGGACGACUCCUUCGACUUCCUCUUUAAGAUCAUCCUGGUGGGAGACUCAGACGUGGGGAAGACCUGCGUAGUCCAGAGCUUUAAGUCUGGUAUCUUCAUGGAGAAACAACAGAACACUAUCGGCGUGGACUUCACCGUCCGAACCAUGGACAUUGAUGGCAGGAAGGUCAAGAUGCAGGUGUGGGACACGGCUGGACAGGAGCGUUUCCGCACAAUCACCCAGAGUUAUUACCGCAGCGCCCACGGCGCCAUAGUGGCCUACGACAUCACACGGCGCCCAACCUUUGAAUCUGUGACACACUGGAUCCAGGAAGUGGAGCAGUAUGGGGCUGCUAGCGUUGUUCUCAUCCUCAUUGGGAACAAAUCGGACCUGCAGUCGGAGAGACAGGUGCUGUUUGAGGAUGCCUGUACUCUGGCUGAGGGGAAGGGUGCGCUGGCCGCCAUGGAAACCUCGGCCAAGGAGGCCCAGAAUGUGGAGGCAGCCUUUAUGCUGAUGGCCCGGGAGCUGAUGGUUAGGAACGGCCUGACCAUCACAGACGAACACUCACAGGCCUCCCAACACUUCCCAAACUCCCAUCCAAUCCAUGGCUCCGAUUCCACGGACAGGAAAUCAUGUUGUUGAGAGAAUUGAUGGGCAAGGUGGGCGAGAGGUUGUUGUGCUGAUGGAGCUGAUAAUUAUAUAAUUAAUCUAUAGAUAAACUAUAAUUGUCUGGAAUCAACGUUGCCUACACACUAUCCCUUGACACUUCCCCUUGUAGAUGCUAAGCCACAAAGCCUGCUAGUUUUAGACUGCUACAUCUAAAGGUGCUGUCAAGAAGUGUCUUGGGGUAGAGGCUAGGGGUUGGGGAUGUGUGUGCAUACUAUAUUGUGCGGUGGUGGGGAUGGAAUAGAUACAAGUACUGUAGUGAUGAUUGAUUGCCACUGAAAAGUGUUCAAAUGUUUUACUUUCACAAGUCCCACUCCAGCUGUUUUCCCAUUGAAAAACAAUAUUUCAACUAUAAAUACAGUACACACCUUUUUUUACACAAUUGUGAAAUUCAAGGGUUUGCCAAUUCAAGGAGUUGGUCUGAUGGUGCACUCUGAUGUCAUCGGCCUUCCCCCUUGCUUGAGGGAACAAUAGAGGAGAAAUUGAGGACAAAAGGGAAAGGCCUACACCCCCCCCUUUGUGCCUUGUCAGAGGACACCUAAACCACCUACUGAGAUAAUUGAGGUUCUAGGGAGGCUGGAGUGGGUCUUUAACUGUAGUUUUAAACUUGGCUGCCAGUAGUCACACGUACCUGUCCUCAUCGUACUUAACAUACUACUAUUGUUUAAACAUAACCAGUAUUUAAUAACCAAAUGUGGUAAAAGUACCCUCUGGCCACCUGUGGUCUAUUGCAUGUGGCAAAAUGACUGGUUUGAUCUUUUACCUUUUUUGUUUAUUAUUGUCCUCCAGUUUGUCAAAUACAGUGUUGCAUUAUGACAAUU
Coregonus clupeaformis (lake whitefish) is the source of this 1908-nucleotide messenger RNA. Its product is annotated as ras-related protein Rab-19. NCBI's taxonomy places the organism in Eukaryota, Metazoa, Chordata, Actinopteri, Salmoniformes, Salmonidae. Gene Ontology annotation, cellular component: trans-Golgi network. Bases 419 to 1063 code for a protein of 214 amino acids. Gene Ontology annotation, molecular function: GTP binding; GTPase activity. The record is from RefSeq and is a predicted model, not a curated record. The transcript is spliced from 4 exons.